Molecule: messenger RNA, 1455 nt
Organism: Lachancea meyersii CBS 8951
Lineage: Eukaryota; Fungi; Ascomycota; Saccharomycetes; Saccharomycetales; Saccharomycetaceae
Source: the annotation of a GenBank genome assembly
AUGAAGUCAUCUCGAAUUUGUAGAAAUAUCAAUGCGCCAAGAAUGAGACUGACAAGUACCAUAUGGCUAUGUCGGGCAGCAUCUCUUCGCUACACGAGCUCAUGUGCCCAUUUAAAAUACUGUGAGCAGUUGAACAAGAGUUUUCUUCACAUCAAGGGACCAGAUGCCGUGAAGUUUCUAAAUGGACUGGUUACCUCGAAGAUGCUUCCAACAUACGUAAAGAAAAAUCUAACUACCAUAGAAGUGGUCGAUGAUAGCUUGUCUGACUUCAAAGCGGUGACGGACUUUGAUACCGCUCAGGGAAAUUGGGGCAUUUUCAAGGAAGUUGGCGCCAACGGCCCUUACAUUUCACGAUUUGGGACCUAUACAGGUUUACUGAACAGCAAAGGUAAAAUCAUGACCGAUGCAAUUAUCUACCCCACACCAGUGCUUAUUGAUUCGGUAGAAUCACGUAAAUAUCCAGAAUAUCUGGUAGAAGUGAACAGAGACAUUAGUGCCCAAAUAAACCAUAUUUUCCAAUCCCACACGCUGGUGAGUAAAGUCAAGAGUAAAUUGGAGCCCACAGGGAAAUUGAAGUCCUGGUAUUUAUCGCUUAAAUUUCCGGCUGGAAUUGCAGACGAAAAUCCAUGGCUAUCUGAUUUGAUUAUUCCAAUGGAAACCGUUAAAGCCCCAACAAUCGCGGUAGAAUUCGCCAAGCACGUCUUGGGGACCUUUUUUCGGGGCCACGAAGACAAGGUAUUAGGACUGUUUAUUGACCCUCGAAACACAGAGCUACUCUAUGAAAGCCCAGACGCGCCACAGGUGUUUCGCUUAGUGACAUCGUCGGAUGUCGCUGACGUCAGUAAUAUAUUUCACGCGCCUGAUAUACCGUUUGACUUGGAUAUCCAGAAGAUCGCUGCCGAAGAUAUACGCGUCGAAAGGUUUACGAACGGCUAUGUGGACGGCCUCACUGAUUUCAAACAGGAGACCGUUUUACCCUUGGAAUUGAACUUCGAUUUCAUACCAAAUGCUGUGAGUUUCGAUAAAGGCUGUUACGUGGGCCAAGAACUAACUGCACGAACAUUUUCCACAGGGGUUCUGCGUAAACGGGCGGUACCGGUAGUGCUAGAAAAUGCGGAACUACUCGAGAGCUUGAAAUCUGAGAAAUAUCUGCAAGUUUGGGGAGACAGCCCUUCUACUACAGAUACGGCGAUCUUAGCACAUGGACCAUUUGCAGGCAAAUCCGCCACGCGCAAACGUCGAAGGCCGGCCGGCUCUCUACUAUGCUACGAAACUGAUCGCGGCGUGGCAAUUCUGAGAAACGAGUAUCUACGAGAGGCAUUCGAGCUUGGUAAAAUGCCAGAUUUGUACAUCGAAAUCGAAAGCGCGGGCUCAAAAGUGCGUGUUAUACCGCAGAAACCUCAGUGGUACGAAGAGUGGAGCGACGAGUUUUCAGAGGCGCCUACCGAGGUUUAA